Molecule: messenger RNA, 674 nt
Organism: Vespula pensylvanica (western yellowjacket)
Lineage: Eukaryota; Metazoa; Arthropoda; Insecta; Hymenoptera; Vespidae
Exons: 3
Coding region: 331-639 (102 amino acids)
Source: RefSeq, a predicted model, not a curated record
GGAGCGGCAUUUCGUCUCGCGACGGCGUACGCUUCGCAUCGAUCGUACCUUUCGUUGAGAAUACCAGAGAUUCGUGACAGAUUCGAGUUGCGCAUUCUCAUUCAUUCUCUUUUCUGAAGGGAAAAGCAAAUUAAACAAGAAGAAUAUUAAGAAGAAGAUACAAAAAAAAGAAGUGUAAGAAAAAGUGGAGAAAAGGGUUCAUAAUCGUCGAUAAUUGACUAAUUCUAUUUUGGUGACGUCAAAGAAAAUCGUUCGGAGAGACAUCAUUCAAAGAAAGGAUAUCCUAUAAAAGAAGAAGAAGAUAAAAGAUAGAAGAAUCUUAGAGUGAUCAUGUUGAAGAAAUUAUUGAGCAAGUCCGGACGUAGGAUUUUACGGGCGAUCAAGAAGCUGUCUACGAGGAGUCGGAAGUUGAAAAGGUCGCAGCAGUCUAAUGGUGGUUGGCAAUCGACCCUCGGACCGGAUCUAGAUGCCGUGUCCCUUUCGUUGUCCCUACCGUCCCUGGACGCGAAAAGUAUCGACACCUACAUGACCUACGUCAUUGAGAACAUCGACGAUUGUGAUUCUAGAUGUUGUCAUUGUUGUGACGAAUAUGAAGAGAAUCAAAGGAAUGAGAACAUUGAAAAUGAAAUGACGAUCUAACGUUUGCUUCGAUAAAGAAUUCGUUGAUAAUAUUU